AUGCGACGUCGUUCACAGGGAUAUAUGCUGGUACCAAGCGCGAGGCUUUUUGGUAAGCGUUCAUUUGCGUUUGGAUGUGGUUUAUUCACAUGGACCACGGCAGGGAAUGGGUCUUUGGCCGCUUACAUGGUUUCACGGCCUUCAUCUUGUCCUAUCCCCGGCCCGCGGGCUUGGCCGGGGUCCGGGGUGCGGACAGUAGGGUUUGGAUUCUACUCCGCUUUUCCUCCGCGAUUGGGCGCGGAGCUUCGGUUUCGGGCGUAUAUCCGAAAGCCAAAGGGUCACUUAAUCAUCAAGGUAGCACCGUACCAAGGCAAAGAGGGUAGGACGACGCGCAGGAAGGUCCAUCGCGGUGGAAUUGUUGCUUGGGCUGGUGACAUUGGCGCUGGGCGGAAGUUUGGCGGAGGUCUCACGCGCGGCGUGGAGUCUGUGAAGUUAUUCCGAAUCUCAAGGAAAAGUCGCCGAGUGGUGGUUUAUUCUUGCGUGGUAAGCAUAAGGUGGACUACACCAUUCGUCCGAGCGAUGGACGACUAA
Messenger RNA from Colletotrichum abscissum, 531 nucleotides. RefSeq lists its product as uncharacterized. The record is from RefSeq and is a predicted model, not a curated record. NCBI's taxonomy places the organism in Eukaryota, Fungi, Ascomycota, Sordariomycetes, Glomerellales, Glomerellaceae. The coding region runs from base 1 to 531 and encodes 176 amino acids. The transcript has a single exon.